Molecule: messenger RNA, 831 nt
Organism: Lucilia cuprina (Australian sheep blowfly)
Lineage: Eukaryota; Metazoa; Arthropoda; Insecta; Diptera; Calliphoridae
Product: zinc finger BED domain-containing protein RICESLEEPER 2-like
Exons: 1
Coding region: 28-831 (267 amino acids)
Source: RefSeq, a predicted model, not a curated record
UUUCGUGAAAUAUUUGGCUCCAUAGGUAUGGUACAAAUAACAAAACGUCACACUGCUGCCAAUUUGAAAGAAGAAAUUCUUAAAUGUCUCAAAGAGUACAAUAUUGAAAUGCACCAGUUAUAUUCAAAUACAACCGACAACGGAGCCAAUGUAUUGAAGGUGUCGCGAUUACUCCAAGAAAUGCAACAAGAAAACGUAGAUGAAGACGAUAUUGACGUUACAGGUCCUAGUCAAAUUGAAUCAAAUCUCGAAUCUAUUUUAUCCAUUGUACGAUGUGCAGCUCAUACAAUACAACUAGCAGCAAAUGAUGUUAUAAAAACACUAACAAGUGAAAUCGAAGAAUGUAGAAAAAUUGCUAAAAAUCUUCGUACUUCAGUUAGAUCGGGAAAUGACGAAAUAAGCUUACCAUGUUUAGAUGUAGUAACAAGAUGGAAUUCUACUUAUGAUAUGCUAAAUAAAAUAUUGUCUCUUAAAGAAUAUAUUGAAAACAUGGAUAGUCUAAGCAUUUUUGACAUAAAUUGGUCAUUUAUCCAAAACUUUGUGAAGGCAUUUGCGCCUUUGGCGAAAUGCACAAUGAAGCUGCAAGCAGAACAAUAUAUAUUGGGAGAUUUUUUUCGAGAUUGGUUAACAUGUGAGUUGGAAUUGGAGGAGUUAGUUAAUAUAAACACAUACGCUGCAGAUCUUGUAAGUGCGAUGAGGACUAGGAAAGAAAAACUUUUAAAGCAUGAUGCAUUUGCGGGUGCCAUAUAUCUAGAUCCGAGAUUCAAUUUUAGAGGCUCACCUUUUCUACCUAAUGAUCUUAAGGAAAGGGCAUUGGUAUGUAAAUUUUAA